AUGAUGGUCAAAUCUACCUCGGCCUUGUUGGCCACCACUCUCAUGGCCUCCUCCGCCAUGGCCUCUACUGAUGCUCCUUGGCUCGACUGGACUUCUUCCACCACUACCACCACCACCACUACCAAGAAGGUCGAUCCUGCCACCAGCACCACCUACGACCCAUGGCUGGACUGGACCUCGUCCACCACCACCACCACCAAGAAGGUUGUUGCCAGCACCUCCUCCACCUACGACCCAUGGCUGGACUGGACUUCCUCAACCACCACCACCAAGAAGGUUGACCCUGCCACCAGCACCAGCUAUGUUUGGGGCGACUGGACCAGCACAUCCACUAAGCCAGUUGCUGUUGUGACCACCACAACCACUAAGCCAGUGUCUCCUGCUACCACCAGCAGCGCCGUCUGGGGAGAUUGGGAUGAGGUUGACCCCGCUGCUGCUACCUGCAAAGCAGUCACUGUCACCUACACUGGAGUUGGUUUCUGGGUUCCAGAUCCCGCUGGCGCAUGGGCCGACUGGACUUCCUCAACCACCAAGCCAGUUGCCCCUGCUACAACCACCAGCACCUGGGUUGACCCUACAUGGAGCGACUGGGUUGCUUCAACCACUACCACCACCAAGAAGGUUUCCGUUAGCACCACCACCACCACUGCUUGGGUUGAUCCUACGUGGAGUGACUGGGUCUCUUCCAGCACCACCCUUGUGACCACCACCAAGGGAAGCUGGGGAUCUAGCUCCACCGGUGCUGCCACUACCAAGGCUUCCACCACUACUGCUGCCCCCAAGCCUGCUGCCACCUGCCCAUCUGACAACGGAAAGAAGGUCCUCGCUGGUGGAUCUUGCGGCUGUGAGUACACCGUCAACUGCGGCGUCAAGGCUUCCCCAGAUGCCAAGUCCGUCUUCUGGGAGAAGGUUUCUGGCGGUAUCGUGCCCACUCUCGGUGAAUGCUUGGCUCUUUGCGACGCCAACGACAAGUGCGAGGCUACUCUCUGGGUUGAUGAUGCAUCCAACGGUGAUUACCAUCACUGCUGGCAAAUCAGCGGACUCGGCGCCCCUACAGGAACCGGUGUUGCUCAAAUCUCAUACAAGGGUACUUGCUCCGGCAAGUGCUCUGAGUCUUACAGCAAGGCAUAA
Messenger RNA from Exophiala bonariae, 1131 nucleotides. RefSeq lists its product as uncharacterized. The record is from RefSeq and is a predicted model, not a curated record. Bases 1 to 1131 code for a protein of 376 amino acids. The transcript has a single exon. Lineage: Eukaryota; Fungi; Ascomycota; Eurotiomycetes; Chaetothyriales; Herpotrichiellaceae.